GACCAAUCAUUCUUAGAUAAAUGGAAGCUUCAUUAAACCAAUCGGACCUAUAGUUAUUGAAGUAAGCUCGUAACAAAACAAAGAAUAAACACAGUUAAAUAAUAUGAGUGAAACUGGGCUAGCGACGCAGAAUAAUGGCACCGUGGAAACUGGGAAUUGCUUUGACAUUUUGAAAGUCUCAACUCUUUUUGAGAGCAGCCUACUUGAUGAGAAUGAUGUUCAAAUGGACGCCUACUUGGCAGCCUACGAGGAAAUAAUGAAGUUCUUCCAGCUGAUGGGCAGUGUCUUUAGUUUUGUCAGCAGCGAUGUGCGUAGCAAAAUAGAUAUAUUAUACGCCUUGAGGGCCACGGACUCAGAGAAACAGGAGCACUUUAAUACCUUCAGUACUAUGUUGGAGUAUGAAAAGGAGGCCCAGUUACUCAAUCAGAAGGGUUAUGUUUCCGGGAGUCGCACUCUGCUACGUCUCCAUCGCGGACUGGACUUCGUUUACGAGUUUCUCAACCGGAUUCAAGCGAUACCUGACGACCAGAAGACCGUAGACGUAUGCAAGGCAGCCUAUGAUGACACCCUAGGCAAACAUCAUUCAUUCCUCAUCCGGAAAGGAGCCCGUCUGGCAAUGUAUGCCAUGCCCACGCGUGGAGAUCUUUUGAAAAAGGUCUGUUUUGAUGUGCAUGCAGCUGAGGAGAACCUGCCGCCUAUGCUGGAACAUAUGCGAACUAACUACGAUCGCACGGAACAGUUGUAUACACUCCAUGACCUCCACAGCCUGCCUUAGAAUCUACUAAUAACCUGGGGUAGUCACAGGACUUAAUAGAGUAAAUCACUAAUAUUGAAUAUGAUAUAUAUUUCUAUAAUAUUAGUAUCUACUGCUCUAUCAGAUCUAGUGACUUCGCCAACAUAGUUUAUUUAGCUAAAAUUGUCUGUGUUGAUAUGUAACUGCAAGUAUUUGCUUUCUAAGCCUGUAAGUUUUUAAGUCCCAUUUUAAAUUGCCUGUAUUCGCUCAUAUAUCGCCUUGUCCAUGGGCUGUGCAAUGUUUUCUAAAAUCCCCCGUAAUUUAACGCAAUAAAAGCUUUAGUCAUGAAUGAAAAA
Drosophila eugracilis is the source of this 1089-nucleotide messenger RNA. RefSeq names its product ceramide-1-phosphate transfer protein. The transcript is spliced from 3 exons. Gene Ontology annotation, biological process: ceramide transport; intermembrane lipid transfer. Gene Ontology annotation, cellular component: cytoplasm; cytosol; membrane. Lineage: Eukaryota; Metazoa; Arthropoda; Insecta; Diptera; Drosophilidae. The record is from RefSeq and is a predicted model, not a curated record. The coding region runs from base 104 to 775 and encodes 223 amino acids. Gene Ontology annotation, molecular function: ceramide 1-phosphate transfer activity; ceramide 1-phosphate binding.